Messenger RNA from Marasmius oreades (fairy-ring Marasmius), 573 nucleotides. RefSeq lists its product as uncharacterized. The coding region runs from base 1 to 471 and encodes 156 amino acids. The transcript is spliced from 3 exons. NCBI's taxonomy places the organism in Eukaryota, Fungi, Basidiomycota, Agaricomycetes, Agaricales, Marasmiaceae. The record is from RefSeq and is a predicted model, not a curated record.
AUGUCCGUAGCCACCCCAACUGUACUUCCUAGGCCACAAGUGUUUCCUAGGCUACUUGUAGACCCCCCUCAGCCGCAUCCUGUUCCACUACCAGCUUGUGGUAAAGGCAACUAUGGAAACCUCAAAGCGCGACGCGACUUGCAACGCGAAAUGAACGAAUUGAGCGACGAAGAAAAAGAACUGGAAGACCUCAACAUUAGCAUUCGUAACCGUGGAUAUACUUACAUGAUUCCGAUUGGAAGAACACUCACUAUACAAGAGGAGAAGAACGAUGCAGACGAGGAGUCAGAAGGGGCCUCGGAAACAGGAGAAUCUGGAAAUGGAGGACCUCCUUCUGGGGACGAUGCUGAUACAACACAAGAUCUUGACGCUGAAAUGGAAGAUAUGGAUGAAGAGGGCGAGGUUUCUGAAGACAACGAAAUGGAGGAAGCGGAUUCUGAGGAAUUUGAGGAGGGCCCCUCAGAUAUGUGAUCACGAAUUUAUGUCUUUCGAAUUUAUAAGGGGCCGGGCUUGACACCACCAUCGCCAGUCGAUUCCCGCCCAUGAAAUAAAAGUUGUCGAAGCUCGUAUGAA